UUUUCAGAGCUAGGGUUUUAACUGUAAGCUCUCUUUCCUCUCUAUCCAUGGCGUGCACCAUAGACUUCCGAUCCCUCGACGAAGGCUUCGGCGGCAAGACCGCCAAGCGCAAGCGCGAGUCCCAGGAGGCGGCCCUGGCCGCUGCCGCCAAAGGUACGUCCUCCGGAGAUGCGUCCAUGGAAGUGGACGAGCCGGCCCUGCCACCGGCGAAGCGGUCGGCGGUGCCGUCCCUUGAGAAUCCGGACAGGCCGACCUUCGGGAAGCCGACCUACGACGGGGUGAUUGCGGGGAAGGUGUCAGGCCGGAAGUGGAAGCAGCCGCGGAAGCACAGGGCAUCGGCGCUGCGGGCGAGCGUGAAGGGGACGAACUUCGAGGAGAGGCAGAGGGAGAAGGAGAUCAAGAGUGCGUACAGGGAGAGGAUGCAGGAGCUGAAGGAGACGAUAAGGCAGAACAAGGUGGAGAAGAGGAAGAAGAGGGAGGAGGCGGAGAAGAAGAAGCAGGAGAACAUACUCAGGUCCGGGACGAAGCUCCAGAAGAUCACGAACCCGAAGACUCUGAAGAAGAUCGCCAAGUCGAAGCAGAGGAAGCAGCUGAAGCUCGUCCCCGACGAGCUCGUCAAGAACCGGAAGUAGUCGGUUUCGUAGCUCAUCUAUGUGCGAUUUUAUCGUUUCAGUUUUUCGCUAGUAUCGACUGCACCAAAACUAGUUCAUAUUCCGAUCGUAUCGGUAUGAAUACAGAAAUUUUGGGAAUGAAUUGGUCUAAGUUUCAUUGAUGAA
Messenger RNA from Punica granatum (pomegranate), 776 nucleotides. Lineage: Eukaryota; Viridiplantae; Streptophyta; Magnoliopsida; Myrtales; Lythraceae. The record is from RefSeq and is a predicted model, not a curated record.